Messenger RNA from Trichomonas vaginalis G3, 967 nucleotides. RefSeq lists its product as uncharacterized. The record is from RefSeq and is a predicted model, not a curated record. The annotation marks the transcript as partial. Lineage: Eukaryota; Parabasalia; Trichomonadida; Trichomonadidae. The transcript has a single exon.
AUGAACAAAAACGGAACAGCUAAAAUGAAUGAUAAUCAAAUUAGAGCAGAAGGUAGAAGGUUAUUUAAACGCUUCUAUAACAUUCCUGAUGGUGCUAAUCCUAAAACUCGUAGAAGCUAUUUAAAUGAAGCAAUAGAUGCAUAUGAAGGGUUUGACAUUUCAUCAGAAAGUGAGAGAUUAGCGAGAAUGUUAAAUGUUAAUAUUGAUUUCUAUUAUUGUGAUCCUCAACCAGAAGACGUGGACAUAAAUAAGGUAGACUUUCCAUUAGUGGAAUCAAUAAUGAUAGAUCCAGAAUUUGAAACAGUAAAUAUUUUAUUAACACAGAGUCCAUGUGGAAAACUUCACGCUGACAGAAUAACAGACGUUGAAGCACUCACCGGCUAUAAAGUUUGUCCAUAUUGUAAAGAAAAAGUUUAUUCUAUCCGCGAUGAUCCAGAAAGGAAAAACCAAAGAAGAUUUUUAAAGCAUUGUGAGAAAUGUAAAGAAAAUAAUGGAAGAUUAAUUCAAGACGUUCAAUUGCAAAAAACCCAGCAACCAUAUGCACCACAUAUUAUGAAACAGAAGAUAUAUCAGUGGUUAUUAGCUCACAAUUUGCAGGAAUAUUAUAAACCGACAAGAUAUUAUAUUACUUUUGACUUUGAAACAUUAGAGACUAAAGAAGAAUUACAACUUUCUGAGUGUGCAACUUUGAAUGCUUACUUAAAACCAUUCAUGGUAUCAUCAACGGUUAAAUUAAAUGAUAAAACAUAUACGAGGAAUUUUUGCUUAACUUCAAGUGAUUCUUUUAUUUCUGAUUGGAUUGAGUUUUUAUUUUCAACCUGUUCAUUAGUUGUUGAAUCAAAUAUGAGUCAAUACAAUGAAUUAUUGUUGUCCCUUACAUUAAAUGAAAAACAGAAGGAAGCAUUUAAAGAACUUCUAGAUGAGGAAUUUAAUAAAGUGAAUAUCAUAGGUUUUAAUUCGGGAAAGU